AUGAUGCCCUUUAAAAUCAUCGUGGCUGGUGCCAUGAUGUUCUUCUCUCUGGUUCUUGCGUUACCUGAGCCAAUGCCAGUGGCUGUUUCUGAGGCCGUGCCUGCUGUUCUUCCUGAGGCGGCACCUGUGGCAGUGCGCGAAGCGAAAGAGCUCGUGAGUCCUCUCCAAGCUUGCACCCCUGCUGGAGGUAGGUUAUCCGUUCUACAUAUUAUCUCUACAUCACCAUCUUCCGCCGUGCUCCCGAUGGUUUCUGAUGUUGUCCUCUCUAGCGUCGUGCAAAGUAGCUACCCUCUCUUGUUGUUUGGGAUAUACUUGUGUGACUACGGGGGCUCUUUCAGGGACGUGCCAGCUUCUGAUAAAUCUGGCGGUGACGACGACCACCAAAGCGACGGCAAAGGCGACAGCGAUAGUGAAAGUGGCGUAGAGGCUAGGGAAUACAAACAGUUCUGGCGUUGCAUUCUGUUGCCUGAGAUAGUUAAAGGGCUUCUCUGUGUUGUUAUGCGAGGAUAG
Letharia columbiana is the source of this 510-nucleotide messenger RNA. RefSeq lists its product as uncharacterized. The transcript has 2 exons. The record is from RefSeq and is a predicted model, not a curated record. Lineage: Eukaryota; Fungi; Ascomycota; Lecanoromycetes; Lecanorales; Parmeliaceae. The coding region runs from base 1 to 510 and encodes 169 amino acids.